This is a messenger RNA of Spirometra erinaceieuropaei, 8136 nucleotides long. Lineage: Eukaryota; Metazoa; Platyhelminthes; Cestoda; Diphyllobothriidea; Diphyllobothriidae. The record is from the annotation of a GenBank genome assembly.
AUGGUGUCUGCUUCUGCUGCUGCUGCUGCUGCUGCUGCUGCUGCUGCUGCUGCUGCUGCUGCAUCUGCUGCUGCUGCUGCUGCUGCUGCUGCUGCUGCUGCUGCUGCUGCUGCUGCUGCUGCUGCUGCUGCUGCUGCUGCUGCUGGGUUAGCUUCCGAGACGGUUACUUGCGCCAUGCAGUGACAGUCCUGUGAAAAAUCUUCGCAGGUCUCUUGGUUGACUUGCAAAUGCCUGCAAGAAGUCGGUGGGAUAGAAAAUGGUGAAUUUGUAGUAACCAAGCAGCGAGAGUAGAUGAUCUGUGCGCUACCGUCAUCGGGUCAGAUCCCAUAUUGGAAGGGAGAAGACGGAAGGCACCAAAAUGAGGGGUUUAUUGUGCAGAAAACCCGGAAUUUUCCUCUCAGGCGACAGUGGCUACUGGCGAAGCUAGGGCUGAUGUUGACUGCGUCCAGUCAGGCCUGAGAGUCCCUGAGAUAGUGGUGGCAGCCGCUGUUGUAGGCUCGUGGGCCAAGCUCAAGUGGUGUCCAGUCAGUGUGUGUUGCAUUUGCCAAGGGGUGGUGUCCCAGUGGCUUGUUUUGCUGGUUGCAGGAGGUGGCACGUCUAAGUGUCCGCAUGGGCAGCUGCGACUGCGCGGACGCAGGUAUGCCCGAGCUGUUGGUCGUGCGACUUCAGGUCAGCUCGUCUGGGACGGCUCGCUGCAAGGGGUGAAUGACCUUGAGGCAGCGAGGUCUUGAACAAUGACGCCAGACCAGUUAUGACGGCUGGCUGCCACAAAUUGUAGCGCCGUUUGCUGCAAAUACCUCUAUCAACGUCUUUGAUUUCGUCAUGAGGAGAAUGUCGCAGCGAUUCUAGACGGAGAGCUGUUAUUGGCAGAUGAAAUGACUGACAUGGGAGACCAGACCUGCGACUCCGUCGUCGACCUUGGUGUGUCUUGCGGUAGUCUCCCUAGGCGUGCAAAAUCGCUUAAUGAUGUGUGACGAUUCUGUUGUCGUGUGCCGUGGGCUCACUGUAUUAAUGAGAUGGCGUCAAACGAUACACGCACAUCGCCUUUCUCGUGUUAAUGAUCAGUCCGAAGUUUGAGUGAUUACAGGCAAAGGGGCUGCAGAGACUGGCCUUGAAUACUUCAAAUGUUCGUUCUCCGAGGGGUUAUUAUUCUUUGAGAUUUCCGCACUCUGGAUGCGCCUGCAGUCAACCGGAUUUUAGAAAAUUGAAUUACAGACGGCAAUAUUCGCAUCGUCACCAAUUUACAAGACCACCUUCGCUGAACGUGGACUUCGACACCGGCACUUCUGCAUACGGGCUCAAAAAGACCAAUCUUCCAGCAAACGAAACGUCUAGAACAAUUUUCUCAAAGGCUGAGUUUCACUUCGAAACUUAGACAUUGGCUCUACCCUUGCUUCAAAGUUUUAGCUUCAAUUUCUGUUAACUGAAGUACCGUUGAAUUCGACUGGGUUUCUGUUGUCUGAAGUCUCGAAGCAUUCGCUUAGAUUUCCGUUGCCUAAAGUUUCCCAGACACCUGAAACCCUUAGGCCUUCUUUUGAUUGUGUCUGUCUCCGGCUGCCAACCUUUUGGCUGUUGUUGCAUCCCUGACUUUGGCGCAUAAAGACAUGGGGAAUGUGGAAGAGUACGAUCCAUCAGUCCCGCGGGAGGAAGAAAGGCGGUGGGGGGCGGGAGUCGAUCCUCCCCUCAGGAGGUGAGCGCUUAAAGCCCUCGACAAUCGACGCCGACGGCAUACCUCAAAGAAUAUUAAUUGUAUUAGCCCCAUAGUUCGAGGAUACGUCGGACUUGGCCAUGAACAUAGUACGCUAGCAACUCCAUGUGGACCAGCGUCGAUUCACGUCGGGCAGGGAGGGUCUAACGAAUGUAGUACGCCAGAAGUGGAUCAAAACAGGACGGAGGUGGCCCGCGACGCAUUUUAUCCCGGGAAAUCCGCUACGACUACACAGGAAUUUCUACCAGAUGCCGAACCUUCAAAUUGUUGUGCGCGGUGUAACUAUUGUCUAGAUCUCGCGUUAAACAUAACAUCAUUGGAGACGAACAUGAACCUCCUCAUAGACCUCAUUGCAUUGUUACUAAAGUAUGAUAAAUUCAGGUCAAUUGGUGAAUUCAGCAGCAGCCAACAAAUAGUUUCGAAACUGACAGAAUUGACUAACAGCAACCCACUAAUAGAGGGACCACCGUUUCAGGAAAUCGCUGGCUGCAGAAAUAAACAGAGUGCUAAGAGAAGAGGUAAACGAAAACAUGAACAUCCAGCCUCACCCUCACCAAGAGCGGUGGUAAACGACACUCCAAAAUUGCAAACUAAGUUGGGAAGUGAUAAUGGCAGUGCACGCUCAUCAUUGAUAACUACCCAGCUGAAGAACAAUGACCAGCUAACUGGCAGAGUAGAAGCUGUCCGAUCUCCACCACAGAAGAAGGUAAAAGGAUUGGACAUAGAAAAGACUACCGCAUGGACGGAAACCUCAGAGGAAAUCGCGGAAAAUAUGACAAGGCAUGAUAUUAAUCCGCCGCAGAAGAGCAGAAAGCAGAUGAUCAUCGCCCCCCGCAAUGAGACCGAGGAGAAGCAGGCAAUUAAUCAUAAGACUCAGACCGCUCACAUGCAACUGAGGUCACAUUAAAAGAUACAGUUAAAAGAAAAGGGACUGAUGAGUGAAAAGGCAGAGACAGAAAUCGGACGACUUCGGAGUACUCGAAGUAAAGAACUUCCUAGGGUAGAAAGGCAGAUCUCGUCUGAGCAAUCGACAGAAACCUCCAGCGGCGGCGUAGACACAGACGCGGCAAAUGCGAAUAUCAUCUUUAUUGAUAUAAAAGACAGGAACAGUAUUGUCACAAACACGAUGCCAUUAGUUGAAGAAAAUAUCCCUGGAGUGGAUGGCAACGAGAAUAUCGUCAUGAAUGGUUCGCAAGGAACUCCCAAGUCACCCAUAUCACGCAACAAAUACCGGCCGCUCGGAGAACAGUGCCUAGCAAUACAGGGACUCCAGCAGCCACUCGCAGACACACCUAAAGGACGCGUAUUGGUUGAUCUCGGCUUGUUCUAAGGUCUUAUAAAUACAUUGCUUCAACCCAACGAAGAAGUUUCAGUGUUGAAAGCCUUCAGACUCGGAAAGCGCUCUACUGAACCCGCUAUUCCACCGCAUCCUAGGCCCCUUAAAAUUGCUCCGAGUUGCAAAGAGCAUGUUGAUCUCAUCCUCUCAGGACGUUUUAGGUUAACAUAUUCCCACCAAGGAGUUUUUUUCAGCCGGAUUACACACCACCGGAGUGGAUAAAACGCCGACAGUUAGUCCAGGAGCUAAGGCUGCGACAAAGGAAUGGCGAACAAAGCCUGGUUAUCUACAACAACUGCAUAAUCGAGCGACCGUUCCGGUUUAUAUGGACACGGCCCGUGCGUGUGUCGCCACAACCGAGGCAAUUGUCAAAGGCGGCGUCAUAGCCGGCUUACCAAAGGCAAAAAAGCUAAAAUGCUUAUAUUCUAAUGCGCAAAGUCUGCUAUCUAAAUUAGAUGAGCUUAAGAUCGACGUUAACCAAACUUUACCCGAUGUAAUAUCCAUAACUGAAACGUGGCUGUCCGCGAGCGUAGACGAUCGCGAAGUCGCUUUAUUCGGUUAUCACUUGUUCAGAAAGGACAGGUUGGAACGUCAAGGUGGAGGUGUGCUUAUAUAUGUCAAAUAUGGCCUUUUUGCGUCAGAAAAAGAGGGACAGCUCGCGCGCACAACUGAAAAAAUUUGGUUCACCAUCAAAACGCCGGGGUCACAACCUCUCGAGAUCCUGACGGUCUACCGCCCACCGAGGAACGACUCACAAUCAGACAGUAGUCUACUAGAGGAAUUAGAAGCGAUUUCGAUCCGACCAAAUGUCAUGAUUAUGGGCGACUUUAACGCUCCGAAUAUCGACUGGAAUCUGACUUCUGCCUCAGGCUCAGAAUUUAACUUUGAUCGCCGCCUCCUAAAUUCUGUGCAAAGAUCGCAUCUCACACAACACGUCUUAUCCCCAACCAGACUACGUGAAGGACAACUAGCUAACUGCCUAGACCUUGUAUUGACAAAGGCACCGGAAAGCGUUGAUGUUGUAAACUGUCUACCCCCUCUCGGAAAAAGCGACCAUGUAGUCCUACAGUGAGAGUAUUUUCUCUUCUCUGUACCUGAUCAAGACAUCGAGAUCAGACGCAACAUAUGGCGUGGUGACUUCAACCAAAUGCGCCUCGACAUGCGUCGUAGAGACUGGAAAGCAGCAUUUACGGGGUGUGUCCUCAAGGACUGGCUAGAACUUAAGGCCAUACUGAAUGAACUUAUCACCAGAUACUGCCCAAUAUCGAAAAAGAAAAUCACCAGCAGGCCCCGAUGGCUAAAGUGUUCCCUAAAAGUUGAAGUAAACUGUAAGUAAAAGCUGUGGAAAGCUUAUCUUAGGGAUAAGACAAUCCAAUAAAGGAAUAGGCACAAGGCUCAACGGAACAGGGUAAAGUGCCUUGUUUACAAAGCCCGCCAAGACUUCGAGGGUAACCUUUUAAACUGUGCAAGAGAAAAUCCAAAGCUUUUCUUCAACUACAUAAGACAAAGAACUCGCAACAGGGAUCCCAUGCCUAUUGUUAAAAAGAGAUGAUGGCGUUGAACUUUACAAGGACGACGAAAAGGCUGAGCAUCUACCCUGGUUCUUUCAGUCGGUUUUUAAGAGAGAGGUCGCUGUACCCGCUGAUCACUAUAAUGUGGACAAUGUCCCGACAACUGAUUCAGUGUUCCUCACAAAAGUUAUUGUUCAACAGGAAUUACUGAAGCUAAAAGAAGCAACAUCGCCCGGUCCUGACGAAAUACCGGCAAAGUUGUUGAAGGAAUUAGCCACAGAAUUGGCAGAGUCUCUGUAUCUCGUCUUCCAAGCCUUCAAGAAGGCCUUUGACAGCGUGCCACAUCAACGUCUCCUUUACAAGCUGAGCCGCAUAGGGGUAAGGGGCAAGCUUUUGAAAUGGAUUGAAAACUUUUUGAUCGGUCGGUCUUAGAAUGUCCGUCUUGGUGGCCAACAAUCGGCAUAGGUGACGGUUACGAGCGGAGUACCUCAGGGCUCCGUUCUUGGCCCUAUCCUCUUCCUCAUUUAUAUUGAUGACUGCAUCCAUGGUUUGGACUGCGACAUUGCUAUGUUUGCUGACGAUAUAAAGCUUUGGACCGUCAUCCGCAACGAGAACGAUGAAGCAAAUUUACAGGCAAACCUAGACCGACUCGAACAAUGGUCAGGCCACUGGCUCCUCCCAUUUAAUUUUACCAAAUGCAACAUUCUGAGGAUUGGCAGAACCAGCUCUGCGCAUCGGCAGACGUACUAUCUAAAUCACACACCGCUGCCACUGGUAGAGGUUCAGAAGGAUCUAGGUGUGUGGAUAACAUCUUUACUAAAGCCAUCAUUCCACUGCUUGAAAGCAGCGAAAUCCGCAAUGUCGAGCUUAUACCUCAUCAAGCGGGCGUUUGCCAAGUUCGACGAAGAGUGCUUUCGCAAGGUCUUCGGGAUGUUUGUGCGUCCACAGUUAGUAUUUGCCAUUCAGGCUUGGAGACCCUGGACUGUAAAGGAUACUACCACUCUCGAAAAAGUCCAACGACGGGCAACCAAGCUUGUCAGAGGUCAUGAAAACCUACCUUACGAAACUAGACUGUCAAAUCUUAACCUCUUUCCCCUGGACUACAGACAACUUAAUUCAAACAUUUAGAAUGCUACGGGGUCAGGAUUGCUGUUUCGCGUCCGGCGACUUCUUUCAACUGGCCACCACAACAAGCUUGAGAGGACACCCUCUGAAACUACGCGUGGCAGGGGCGAGACUGGACGCAAGGAGGUCCUUCUUCAGCCACAGACUGGUAAAGGCAUGGAAUGCCCUGCUUGUGGACGUCGUCAUGUCCUCAUCCGUGGACUCGUUUAAGAGCAAGCUUGGCCAGUACAGGGAAAUGCACCUCCACAGCAUCAGAAACUAUCAAAUUUCCUCCCUGUACCAUCCGCCCUCACUCAGCGUUUUACGUUAUAAAGCAUGCUACUCCCUAUUUUUUACUAACCUUACGUUUUAACAUUUUCGCUUUCUCCUGACCGCAGCAUAUUCGCUUGCUUCGAUAUUACUUGGUUCAUUCACUACCUUACUGGAUAUUGUACAAUUUUGACAUAGUAGGCAUUCGCAGACGAAGUUAUACCAGUGGCCAAACUUGUUGUAUGUAAUUACUUACUUAGUUUUCUUCGACAUUUGCCUUGCACAUUGUUUUUUUUGACGUUAUUGUAACCAAAAGGGAGUUCAGAGACGCUCGUCUACCUUGCCCUUAAUAAGUCUGAUCUGAACUUUUGCCUGUCGUCGGUUCGGAAGCUGACCUGCAUUUCAGUCCAUGCCACACGAUAGACAUCCAUAAGCAGGGUGGAGAACAUAAGGCUAAAGAGGGUAGGAGCGAGUGCACAGCCCAACAUCCCCUCACUAGUUAGUUAGGCCGGUGAACAAUUCCGGACGGGGAUGCGUGAACACGCACCUGCCGAUGGGCAAGACGGCAAAGUGCUCCCGAUGACUGCUCACUCAUCUGAAUCAGAGCGCGGGUUCGAUUUAGACCAUUUGACAGUGUUAUGCCGACCGGAUUUCACGCUAGCGGAUGAGUAUGUCUCCCAUUAGUGGCAACUAAUUCAACCAGCAUAUCAAACUGCCGCUCGCUUUCGAUAUGCUAGGCGAAAAAAAUGAACAAGAAUUAGCAAUCCUUUGCCCGCAGAGAUUAAUUCUAGUUUUAAAAAUUACGUCUUUCUACGCAAGAAUAAGCAGUUUUCCUUAGUUCUAGGUGAUAUGAAUACUCUCUUUCCCAUCAUCUUCAGGCAGGGAUGAAGACGACUGUCCUGGUUCAUCUACGCUAUGUAACUUUUCCUAGUCCAUGAUUCCCCUCUUUUAGUACAUGGUGCGGUAUGAUUCGAUCAAAAUGUUAAAAAGUGGGCCUAGAUGGGGAUCGAGGUUGACCAAGCUUAAAAUGUGUAUUUUGAAUGAUUGCAAUUUCCUUAUUUUUCACGACUACACCUGGUCUGUGUUCUUCUCUCUUUUGAAAAGCUACAAAUAAUAUGCACCUUCUGACGGGUGAAUAGGUAAAUUCUUGUAAGGUAGUCCCACCCACAAUCUUUUCAAAUAAAUAUCUCGAAGACGGAAUUUCCUCCGAGGGGUCUCAAGGAUGUUCAUCAAUACGGCUUCCCAAUUCCUGGCUGAGACAAGGAGAAAAACUACCCGUCCCUUCGACGUGGUUCCAUUAUUCACAUCGGGCCUGACACGCAAAGUUCUAUGCAAACGGCUCGAGGAAAAGUGUGAAGAAACAAGGAGACCUCUAAAAAUAGACCAUUUACUGCAAUUCUUUUUCUUCUGUCGAUGGAUAUUUAGCAACGGUAGGAUGAAGGGCCCCAAUUAGUCACCGAAAUACUGUGAAUCGUCUCAUAUGAAUAUCGUGGUAAUGGGGGAUUUUACGCUGCAAAGUAGGCUGACGGGGUGCAGGAAAACACAGAAGAGGGUCGGUGACAAAAACGAUGCUUUCGGGCAAAAUUAUGAAUGUAUCCAGCUGGAUAUUCCAUGAGGCUCAAUCUUAAAAAAGUGCCCGACCAUUGGACAACCGAAUCUAUCCCCUGACAGACAUUUCUGUCAUCCGCAUUCUGUUUCUCCGCUCUCGGGUACAACUACCAGUCAUGGGCACACAGUUAGAUUUCGCAAGUACAUACAUCAACACACGACCCAGAUUAUAUCAACAGCUAAUUAUGCUACUUCACCAUACCGUUCCCAAGACGUACUUUACUUUCGAUGGAACAAUAUACGAGCAUGUGGAGGGCACGCCAAAAUAUUCGCCGAUCUCGAGACUCGAAGCCAAAGCGAUUCUAAGACGGUUGAAGUCUCUUGUUUUCUGGCACCGCAGACCGACCUUCUGGGUUCAAUAUGCGGAUGAUAUCGUCGUCGUCAAAAAGCGUCUCAACGCCGUCUUCCCAGACAUUCAAUUUACGAUGGAGGAGGAGGAAAACAAUCAGCUGGCCUUCCUGGAUGUCCUCGUCUGCCACAAAGAUUGUGGUGGCCUAAAAACCAAAGUGUUCAGGAAAGCGACAUAUACGACGCAAGUACUGAACUUCAACACUAACCACCCGAUCGGUCACAAACGCAGUUGCGUAACGACGCUAUAG